Messenger RNA from Cydia pomonella (codling moth), 16806 nucleotides. Its product is annotated as histone-lysine N-methyltransferase 2C-like. The transcript has 56 exons. Gene Ontology annotation, molecular function: histone H3K4 methyltransferase activity; transcription coactivator activity; histone binding. Gene Ontology annotation, cellular component: MLL3/4 complex; nucleus. Gene Ontology annotation, biological process: positive regulation of transcription by RNA polymerase II. Lineage: Eukaryota; Metazoa; Arthropoda; Insecta; Lepidoptera; Tortricidae. The coding region runs from base 230 to 15067 and encodes 4945 amino acids. The record is from RefSeq and is a predicted model, not a curated record.
GUCGCAUCUUUUCAUUCGUUUACUUCGUUGGCUCAUUCAUUCCUCCCUAAUAUUUUUCAUUCGUUUCGUUCGUUCGCUCGCUACCUAGCUUGCGAAAGUCGUACUGCUAUUUUUUUCAGUUAUUAUGUAUUUGUAUUAAUGUAAAUUAUAAUUGAAAAUGUGUUCUCCACCCUAUACGUACGUUUUAUCAUAACAGUAACUAAAUAAUAGUCCAUCGCGACAGUUCGCGAUGGAUGUGCCGGAUGAAGGUGUUUUGGAUGUGGAUUUGUUAGGGGACGAAGGUUCCGAGGAUGAGGGAGAAGGAGCGCCUCCGAGUUCUGACUUCUACGCGGGUCCGGCGUCGACGCCAACCUCUUGCGCGUCGUCGCCGCGGGGCGAGGAGCCCGCGUCGCCGCACGGGGGUGCGGCGACGGUGCCCGCGUUUUUCCACCACCAGCCGUACGCGCGGCCCUUCUUUACCUCGGGCCGCCGCGGGCCCGGCAGGCCGAGGAAGGAAGGCGCCAAACUGGCGAGAGAGGGCAAGAUUGUUAGAAGGUACCGAGGCGGUGGUGCUGGCUCAGUCCGAGGGGCUAAAAGACACAGAGGCAGCCGAGAUGACGUCCUUGACGACAUGAUGGACGAGGAUGACUUCACCAUGCCUGCUCCUGAAGAACCGCCUUUUAUGCCUGAGAAAUGGCCAGGCAAAGCUUGCGCUCUUUGCAAUUUGACCGAGCGCAGUCAGCUAGGCCAAGGCGAGAUGCGUCAAUUCCUCUGCAAUAUCGGCGAAGGAGACGGCAGCACGACGCCAACAGUGCCUAGUGGAGGGACCACUCCCAAUCCUACUCCGAUUAGUACCCCAACCACCCCUGUCACCCCCGGUCUGGCCUCCCCGCCCCCUGAGCUUGUGGACCCUAAUCAACAUCCCUUGGCGUUGCCACUGAGUAGGAGGCAGAAAGCGUUUAAUAAGUGCAAAACACCUUUACACAACCUAGAACACAUAGACGAAUUGUCUAUCAUCGGGCAUGUGGAGUCCGUUGAGCUCCCUGCUGUGGUGAGCUCUGGGGCUUUCUAUGUGCACCGCUGCUGCCUUGAGUUCAGUCCACCGUUCCAUGAUCAGGUUGCUGCCUCAGCAGAGGAGGAUAAGGAACAGUUAGAAGAGGCCCGGGUGCGGGGCAUUGUGACGACCGCGUUGACGCGAAAAUGUGCCUUUUGCACUAGACAUGGUGCGAGCAUUCCUUGUAAGAUGAGUUGCAGUAAAUACUUUCACCUGCCCUGUGUUCUCGCUUCCGGAGGUUUCAUGGACUUCCAGACCAAGUCUUCGUUUUGCAAGGACCACUUGUAUCAAGUGGCACUUAUUUGUACAGCUGACAUUGACUGCCGGACGUGCCGAGCUAUCGGCGAUAUAUUCAACCUCAUGACAUGCGUCACUUGCGGCGCGCAUUAUCACGGGACUUGCGUGGGCCUCGCACAGUUACCAGGAGUACGAGCGGGCUGGUCUUGCCGCUCAUGCCGAGUGUGCCAAGUCUGCCGCGGAGAGAGCGCCUCCGGCGUGCCCGCUGCAGACUCCCGCGCCGUAACGUGCGAGCACUGCGACAAGAUGUACCACGCCAUGUGCCUGCGGCCUCGCAUGGCCACCGUGCCUAAAUACGGCUGGAAGUGUAUGUGCUGCCGCAUCUGCUCGGACUGCGGCGCGCGCUCGCCCGGCGCGGGCCCGUCGUCGCGCUGGCACGCGCACUACACCGUGUGCGACUCGUGCUACCAGCAGCGCAACAAGGGCAGCUGCUGCCCGCUGUGCCGCCGCGCCUACCGCGCCGCCGCCUACCGCGACAUGAUCCGCUGCAUCACUUGCAAGAGAUACGUUCACGGCAUGUGUGACCCGGAGGCCGAGCCGCAGCAGUACCGGCUGAAGAAAGAGCAGAACCCGCAAUACGAGUACAACUGUCCCAUUUGCAAGACGCACAUGCAGAUCGCUGGCUCGAAACCCGGCUCUUUCGAGGAUGACAACGCGGCUUCUACGUCCCAGGACUCUUCGUUUGGUGACGAGAAUUCGCAGCAGGAACAGGAUCCUCUCGCUAUUGAACCUAAGGUCCAUGCACUAAACGGGAAUUCCUUUCAGCCGGACGUCGGCCUCGGCAAAGGCAAGCCGUACACGGUCUCCUCCAAAGUCGCUAAAAAGAAGAUGGGCGGCUACAAAUUCAAAGGCGGGAUGCACCCCGCCAAACUGGGCUUCCAGAAGCGAGCGCGGUCGGGGCUGGACUUCGGGCGCAAGCGCGGCACCAAGCCCAAGAUGCGGGGCGUGUUCGGCGUGCCGGGCCUGGGGCUGCAGCGGCCGCAGGCCCCGGACAACAAGACCACGGAGGAUGAUCCGGGUGUAGAAAAUAAGCUAGUGCUGUGUUCGAGCAAAGACAAGUUCGUGCUGACACAAGACUUGUGUGUUAUGUGCGGUGCCGUGGGCACAGACUCCGAAGGGUGCCUUAUCGCCUGCUCGCAGUGCGGGCAGACUUCUCAUCCCUACUGUGUUAAUAUUAAGGUAUCUCAAGUAAUAGUAACAAUGGGCUGGCGCUGCAUCGACUGCACGGUCUGCGAGGGCUGCGGCAACCGCGGCGACGACGGCUUACUCGUGCUCUGUGACGACUGCGAUACGGCGUGGCAUACGUACUGCGCGAGGCCGCAGCUGGCCGAGGUGCCGCGGGGCGCCUGGCGCUGCGAGCGGUGCAGGAGGUGUCUCACUUGCGGGACCAGGGAGACCACGGCUUGGUGCGAGAACUACACAGAAUGCGGGCCGUGCGCGUCGCUAGUGAUGUGCUGCGUAUGUUCGGAGCCAUAUUCGGACGGAGAACUAAUUAUCCAGUGCGAAAAGUGUAUGCGAUGGUUGCACGCUUGCUGCGACUCGAUAAGGAGUGAGGCGGAUGCCGAAAUUUGUUGCAGAGCCGGCUACAACUGCGUGGUGUGCCGCGGGCGCGACACGGCGCCGCCGCACCUGGCCAAGGCCGUGGAGGCGCCGCCCGCCGCGCGCGCGCCGCCGCCCACCGCGGCCGCGCUGGGGCUGGGCGGCGAGUACUACGUGGACGACGUGUGCCUCAGCCAGCGCGGCGCGCACCACAUGAAGCAGCUCGAGGCCGAGAUGGGCAUCACGCACACCCGCCGGAAGAGGCGCUUCAAGAACGAGACCACCGAGAAGGACCAAGUGGUACAGAACGCAGACGUCGAGAUGCCAGACGACUCCAAGCCAGACAGCACGGCCGAAGUUAAAGAGGAACCUGGUAUAUCAAACGCGAACCUCAAAGAAGGCAUACUCUGGAACGUAGUAAACGAAGGCCCCCCGCCCGAAGGCUUCACCGUGUACACGACGGAAUCCGGGCUGACCGUGCUGCGGAGAAAGAGACAGAGGAACCUGAACAAGCUCGGCAUUGGCGGGUUCGUGGUGCGACAGAGACAGAACACUAAGGCGCAGGUCGAUGAUGAGAAGGAUGGUGAUGGGACGCAGGCGUCUGGAGAAUCGCCAGGCAACAAGCGUAAGCCGCGUCGCAAACCGCGCUCCAAGCUGAUGGAACAGUUCCCUUCUUACAUGCAGGAAGCGUUUUUCGGGAAGGAACUGUUGGAACCUGCCAAACCGGCUGUCAGUUCUACAGGCAACCCGUCGUGCAGCCCCGGCGGGCUGGCGCGGCCCGGCACGCCCGAGGGCUACCGCGAGCUGCGCGACUUCCGGCCGGAGCCCGACAACUCCGACAGCGACGACGAGGACGUGCUCGCCGCGCUCACCACCUUCAACGAGAACGACAGCUCCUACAUCAUCACUCUCAACUCCGAGGAAGUGGAGCUUCUGAACACCCUAAAGCCCAAAGUAGAGAAAGAGGACCCCGAUAACUCCAAAAUCAAAACUGAAGUCACGGAAGACGGCGUAAAACAUACCGAGGACUCAACAGCAUUGAAGAACGCAAUUCUAGGUCCACAACCAGCCGAGAGCGAGCCAUCUGUGCCCUCGGAGAUACCCACUGUGCACAGUACUAAGACUGAAACUAUCAGCAGCGAAACGGGGGGAUCGUCCCAAGCGUCCACGAUAUCACCAAAAGACGAUCUGUCGCUAUUGGGCGUCAAUCUGGACGCCAUGGUGCGAGAUACUCUCCCCGAUAUGGACAGCAACGAUGUCGAUGAGAUAUUCAAGGGCGUGCUGACUGACGAUUCACAAGAAUCUCAAGAAUCAUCCGUAUCAUACGUGAACUCCAUGGCCGGCACGCCGUACUCGCAGCAGCGGCAGCAGCUGCAAAGUCCGAUGGAUUACGCCUCGCCUUACCACACCGACUUCGGCGGUAGCAGCAGUAACAGUGCUCUGAGCCCGCUGUUCUCGGAGUGCGGCGGCGGCGCGUGGGGCGGCGACCAGCCCGCGGCGCCCACGCCCUCCUACAACCAGCGCUCCGCCGAGAAGAUGCGCGCUGACGAGAGCUUAGGCCCCGCCGCGACCAUAUCUGCAGUUCUAUACGCGAACACCAACCACCCCGAAUGGAAGACCGAAUUCCCCAACUGGACCGACCGCUGCAAGCAAAUACUAAAGAAAUGGCGCGCGCUCCCCGUAGAGCAAAAGGCACCUUAUUUACAACGAGCCAGGGACAACAGGAGCGCGAUUCGCAUGAAGAAAGCACAGCAGGAGCAGGAGCGCGCGUGCGGGCAGCAACGCAGCGCGCGGGAGGCCGAGCAGGAGAGGCAGUGGAAGCAGUUGCAGCAGUUGCGCCAGCAGCAAACGCAGCAGCAACAACAGAUUAUUCAUGAUCAGCGGAUACAAGCAGCGAUGCAGCGGCUCCGAACUCCGGACUCCGAGCCGCCGCCCUCGCCCGCGCCUGAAGCUCCGCGCAGCGCCUUCCCGACCCAACGGUUCCAAUACGCGAACGAUGAGAACAUCAACCGGCAAUUACGAGAUCUGCUACAGCGGCAUCCUGAGAAGAUGUGGCCUGGACAAGGGAGCACCGAAGACGGCGGCGGCCCCACGGGGCUGGAGGGGCAGCCGUUCCGCCACCCUUUGCCUGUAGGGCUCCGGCCUCGAGCUCCGCUCCCGCCUGGCCAGCGCCCUGACCAUCCACUUCUUAUGCAUCAAAGGCUGGUAGCACCCGAUGGCACGCCCAUACAGCAAGCCGUCGGGAACCAGGGGCAGCAAGUUGUUGAACAGAAACCACACGUCAUGCCACAGCACAGUGCUCAAGGCGGGGAGAGCAAACAGGAGCCUGGAGAGCACGGGAAUGAUGAAAUGGACAUGGGCGAUAUGGACAAACUGGAACAGGACGCAGGAAACAUUGGCGAGGUGGGCGACAUCCUUACCGGCCUAGGCGGAGAAGACGACGAAGAGCUCCUAGAAUCACUAACAGCCGAAAUCGGGGAGCAGUUCAACAUCCUGGAGUACGCCGACCCGGAGCUGGCGGCGCUCAACGACACGGAGCACAUCCUCGACGGGCUGGAGCUGGAGGAGGUGCCCGAGCGGCAUGCCAAGCGGGAGCACCCCAUGUUUAAUAAUUUUUCCAGCGAGGAAUCUGAACAGAAGCCUGACACCAAGAUGGACAGCGAGCUGCAGAAAGCGGUGAAAAAUAUCGAGGCGUCGCAAUGCAAACCGGAAGAUGACAAGCCGCGGUUGCCGCACCAGCAAAUGCUACAGUCGGCCAUGCAGGCCAUCAAGUCGGAGGUGAAGCUGGAGGGGCCAGAGGUGAAGGCGGAGCCCGAGUGGCGCGCCGGCGCCGCGCCGCCGCGCCCGCUGUUCCCGCAGGCCUUCCCCGCCGCCCGCCUGCAGCAACAAGGCAUGGUGCAGCACGGGCAGUUCACCGGCGCCCCGCAGAUGGGGCAGCAACUGGCGCGCCCGCUGCAAUUCCAGCACCACAUGCAGUUCGCACAGGGCGGUGCAAGCAGCGUAAACUCGGCGAGCAUCGUCAAUGCCAUGCAGGCGCAGGUGAAGGCGGCCAUGCAGGCCGGACGCAACAUCGCGCCGGGCACGCGGCUCGUGGGCGCGGACGGCGCCGUGGGCGUCGUGCGGCACGACCGCACCGUGCAGCUCCACACACUGCCGCACUCAGCGACAGUGGGUGCUGGCGUUUCUCGGCCGCCACCGCCACCGCCGUACCCCGGCACGCUGCGUCAGCCUCAACCGCCCCCGCCACCGUACCCACAGGUGCCCUAUGAAGCGGCGGACUGGGGCGACUGGCUGCAUCGACGCCCGCUGCUGCUGCAGAACGUAAACCAGGAGCAACCGUUGCUUCUGGAGGAGCUCUUGGAGCAGGAGAAGCGCGAGCAGGAGCGGGACGGCGAGUGGCCGGCGCCGGCGCCGCCGCCCGCCGCGCCGGCCGCGCCGCCCGCGCCCAGCAUCCCGCUGUACGCCGGCGCGCCGCCGCCCGCGCCGCCGCCGCCCGCCUCCGACGCCGACCACCACGCGCGCCUCGUCUACGAGCAGUGGCUCAAAGCCUACAACGCCUUCGCCGCCGACCAGCUGCGCUACUACGAGCAGGAGGUCCAGAAGCUCCGUAAGAUCCGCAAGUCGCUCAACAGCAAGCAACGUCAGCUGCGCAAGUCGGGGAACGAGCUGAUGCCGAACGACGCGGCAGAGCUGCGGCGGGUGUCGGCCGAGCAGGCCGCGCUGCAGAAGCAUCUCGAGGCGGCUAGGAAGCAGUCUCGCCAACACAGUAUGCUCAUACAAGAAUACGAGACGAAACAACGGCAACAAAAUCCUCAACUAGCACAACAAUCUGUUAUAAGUCAACAACAGAUCACGACCAACCAGACCGUCUACACUCAGAAUCAGAGCAUUCCUCAAUCGCCGCAAAUGCAGCAGACCGCCAUCAACCGGCCGAUGCAAAUAGGCUUGCAGGGAACUGUUCAGCAACAACAGAUUAUAAGGAACCAGCAAACUGUCCUAAGCUCAGACGGACAGCAGAGGAUAGGUCUUGUGACGUCACCGCUCAACGCUCAAGGCCGCAUCCUCCAAAGCGGACGAACGCUAGUGAUAGAACAAACAGGAUCACCUCAACAGCAACUAGUCAGACAGCUUUCUGGGGUGCAAGAGAGACCACAAUCCGUCGGCAUGGUUCAGUUCGGGCAGCAGCAACUAGGAGUACGGAACACGAUGCCCGCGGGCGCUCAAACUCCACGCCCUGCCGGCACGAGACCCGCCAUGUCACCACUACACGUGCAAUCCCCACAUUCGCAAUCUCCUUUACAUUCCCUAGCGCCACAGUCGCCUUUACACCACCUGACCUCCCCCAUGCAAUCGCCGCUACAUUCCCAACAAUCCCCUUUACACCACACGUCGCAAUCUCCUUUACAUCCCUCGACGCAAUCACCUCUCCACACCCAACAAUCUCCGCUCCACUCCCAACAAUCCCCUAUGCAUGUGCAGCAGUCUAACGUGCCGCAGCAAUCUCCGAUGCACCAGAGCCCGAUGCAUCAGAGCCCUAUGCAUCCGCAACAGAGCCCAAUGCAUCAACAAGGCUCAAUACAUCAGCAGAGUCCAAUGCACCAGCAAAGCCCAAUGCAUCAGUCUCCAUUACAUCAACAGAGUCAAAUAUCUCAGCAAUCGCCGAUGCAUCCUCAACAGUCGCCGAUGCACUCGCAACAGUCGCCUAUGCACCUGCAGCAGUCGCCGAUGCACACGCAGCAGAGCCCGAUGCAGUCGUCGAUGUCGCCGCAACAUUUCUUGCAACAGUUGCAAGCUCAGAGAACGAGCCCGCAGUUGCCGACGCCUAGUAGGAGUCCACAAAUAUAUCAACAAUCACAAAUACAAAGCCCGGUUUCGUCACAUUCGCCUCAGAUGCAGUCGGGUGAUUAUACUACGAGUCGGUUUUCACGGCCAGCGCCCGGUUGUUCACCAUUGCCUAACCGCUUCGCCAGACCUCCGCAUCAUCAGCAAGGGAUGAGAGUGGGAGUGCCGUUCGGCAGUCGUCAGCAAACGUCCCCGCUCGGCAGCCCGCAGCCUCUGCCUUCACCCGGCAACCCGGCUAAUGAGAUGGCGCGGCAACAAAUGUUGCAACGCCAGCAGUACAGCCCGAUGGGCGGCGCGCCGCCGUCGCCGUCGCUGUCGCGCUCGCCGCUCGUGCGCACGCCCACGCCGUCCGCCUCGCCCGCCGCCUCGCCCGCGCCGCUCGCCGACCACGGCGGCGGCCUGCACCACCACGCGGCGCCCCUCCCGCCCGGCUACAGAUACUUCAAGGUUGGCCUGUUCGGCGGCGCCCCCGUGUGGCCCGCCAAGGACGACGACCGCCGCAGGCCACCCCACAUCAACAAAGUAUCCAUAUUAAAGCGGCGAACACCCCCGCGCCCGAGGUUCGCCGGCAAGAGCGCCCCCGGAACCUCCGACGAGCGGCCGUCUGAGGAAUCCGCCAGUCAGAGCCCCAGCGAGACGAGAGAGUUCGUUCUCUACUCGUCUGAUGGAGUAGAAUAUUCAGCCAUGUCCGACGACGCGGCGAGAAUGGGCUUCGCGAAAGACGACGACGAUGAUGAUAUAGAGGAAAUAGUGGAGGAACACCUAGACGACGCCGAUAUAGUGGUAGUGGAGCCGGGAGCGAUAUCGCCCGAGGAACGAAUAGCCACCGAGGAGGACUUUGAGGAGCUCAUCGAUAGCGGGAAACCUGAGGACGAAAUGGAGGAGGACACUAUCCCUGAGAAAACUACUACGAGAACCGAGACUACAACUAAAACUGUAGCAGUUAUAAGUUUGUCCACUGCUAAUAAAGCUUCCCCUAACGUCCAGCAAUACAAGCUUGUGAAUCCGUCACAAAGCAGUGCCUUGUCGAGACUGCCAGUCUUAAGCGCCACCGUGCUGUCCCCGCAUGCCAACAAUAAGAUUGAAGUCUCACAAGCGACUGUCGCUUCUGUUUCUAUCGCAAACCAGACCAUUUCAGUGCCCGUGUUAAAGAGCCUUUCCGUUCCUAUUGCCGGCCAUGGAACCGGAGCAAAAACUCACCUCAAAAAAGUGCCUCUUAAUUUAAAUAAUCCUCCUUUAACUAUCAACAUGUCCACGCACCCACAAUCGAAGCCGAUCAGCUCAGUCAUCAGCGUUAUAUCUUCAAACAUACCUAAAACGGCAACCCUGAAUCCAGUGAUUACGCUCGCGACGUCCAACACUGCGGCCGGCGCUUCCAGAGUACCAGUGUCGAUACUAACGCAACAUCAAGUCAAACAAAAGAUCGUCAAAACUAUUGAAAAGCCAAUGGCUUUGUCACUAUCUAAUACUAAGCUCUCUAGUCUCUCAGUGACGCAUGACGUGACAUUGCCGGCAAAGAUUUUCCAAGAUGAAGCGGCAUCCCCUGACAGCACGGUUGCCUCAGACACACACGCAGACAAAGAAAUACACCAAAUAACUACUACUGCGCAACAUUUGGGUGCCAUGACCUCUCAAGGUUUAGCUCAUUUAGACCAUAAACCACCUCCGAUCAUUAAAGAAACAAGCAAAGAUAUCGACAUUGAGACUGAAAUCAGUCAGCAGACUGAACUGCCACAUUCGUUAUGUAUAACUGACAGAACGCCAUUGCUCCUCGGGAAGGCGGACAUAAAAAGCCCCGAUCCUAUACCUGAAAAGAUUCCCGACAAUAUCAUGGAAGGCGACGACGAAGAUAAACCUGAAGACAGUCUACAAAGUAACCUAUUACUCUCUUAUAACAAAUCGAUCUCUGAUCAGUCACAAAAUACGUCAGCAUCUGAUAAACAAGCGCAAGAAAACGUGGUAAAAACGAUUAAAGCCAUCGCAAACCAAACUAAAGAGAUGGUCAUAGAUUCCAACAUGCAAAUCACAUCUGAUAUGACUCAAGAAUCUGUACAGAUUUCUAUACCAUCCCCUACCCCGUCACAGGAGAGGUAUUUGAAUGAUAUCACUAUGCAAGAGCACGCGGAAACUGUGGAAGGUAAUCAGAAACGCGUGGAGACGUUCGAAGACAUGCUGUGCAUGUUAGAGAAUAUAACAGAUGAUGCCAAACCGUUUGCUAUGAAGCAAGCUAACCCUAAACCGAAUCCUCAAACACAUGGUCCACAGAAUCCUAGCAUAAAUCCUACUCUAAAACCGGAAAAUAAGGAGCCAAUGGAGCACAGUUUCCCUAAACGAGAUACGGACAGGUUGAGCUUGCAGUCUGCUACAGUACCCCAGCUCUCGCCACUAUCCCAACCUUCAGAGUUACAAUCUAACAUGGCGAACGUAUCUCAACAACUGCGGACCAUCAUGUCUUCCCUCAAUACGGCAACGUCAAAAGUGGAUGCUCAAACUGUAUCAUCGCUAAUGAGAAAAAAUAGUGACGCUACAGCGCCAACGCAAGUUAAUUUUGAGAACCUUCUGCCAUCGUCCAAAGUCGAAGUAGCGGCUUCGAGACCGUCUCCGAUACAGAGGAUGGACAAACCGAUAACGUCCAUCCCUAAUUCAGAUAGUUUGCCUAUGAGCGCGGCACAAAUGCUCGGAUCCCGAGUCAACACUCUUUCAUCAAUGGGUCAAAAUAGAAAAUCACCUACAGUGUCUCCUAUAAGUUCUCCUGUCGGCAUGCAAAACACAUUAAUGAAAUCCCCUGCUCAACCACCCUUGAUAACUAACCAGGGCUUCUCAUCCAGCGAAGACAUGAACGCUACAUCUGUAGCUUCCCAAAUUAUUCAAAUGCCAGCGCUCUCUAAAAUACACAGCUCGUCCGCGCCGCAGUCCAUAAUGCAUUCCAACAACACUAUCACGACCACUGUCAGCGGAUUCCAAAAAGGACAACCAUUGCCUACAAGCAUAUUAGGGCACACAUUGCUCCAGCCCACGAGACAGAUUAAUACAAGUAACCUACCUUUCAACCCUCAAAGCAUUAGCUCUAGUCAACCCCCAGCGUUAGUCAUGACUUCGCGACCUAUGAUGGGCAAGGAACCGCCGCCAAACGUGACCGUCCGUCACACAUUAGUUAGCCCAGGAAUAAGCCAAAUGAACCAAAUGCAGGCGAAACCUCCCCAGGGACCAAUUAAUUUCAUCACGUCUUCCAAACUAUUGCAUACGCAACUAACUUCUCCGUUGAAACGAUCAAAAUCCACUGAUGAACCUAAGACCGAAGUUAUUGUAGGUCACAUACAACCUACUAAAAGGCAUAGCGUGGAAUCGGUCAUUGUGAAAUCGGAACCGAUGGAGACCGAUGAGCCCACGGCGACUUCCACGAUCGUUACAGACAACGCUGGUAAUAAAAUCAUACAGCAGAGUUCAGCCAAUCAGAGGAAUGAUGAGUCUCAAAAUGUAUUAUUAAAGCAAUUGCUACAGACAACCACUACAGCCGCAACUGUUGUCCCACAGCGGACAAUGACUAUUCAAAGGACUGCACCGGCUUUAGGGACAAUACCCUCGCUAGAGGCCCAGUUAGCUAGACCUUCAAUUCCACCACCUACUCUAGCCUUGUCUCAAGAAGUGGAAAUACCCAAAAACUCGCCGCGACAAAUUAUGACCCAUAAUACACAAGUUAGCUCUCCAUACACCAGUCGACCGGGCAUGCAGACUAUCCAGACCAUGCAAGGCAUGCCCAUGCACACUUCCAUUCCGACGUCGUCGAUGUCACCUUUGCUGCACUCCUCCACGCAGUCGCUCAUGGACGUACGAAAACAGACUAUGAAAAUUAUGACUAAAGAAGAGACCACGCCGUUGCCUGAGAGUUCACCAACAAUCAAGACGAUGCCAAUGUAUCCCAUGGGCAUGGACGCUCAACAACUCCAUCAAGCAAUAAAGAAGGAAGUCACGCCGCCACAACAAAGCCCUGUCAUGAGACCUUUUACUCCCAUGGAUGUUAAGAAAGAGCUGCUCGAUGAGAGCUCCCAGCAAUCCGCAACUUCUGGAGUCUCCACUGCUUCAGAUCAAGGGAAACUCGACCAGCCGAUGAAGGAAGAGUUUCCUGAAAGCGUCAACAUGGAUCCUUCCGCGGAAGCUAACGCUCCAGAAACGCCUUCCGAAGCCAAAAAACGCAAGAGGCGAGAAUAUCAGCAGAAGAAGAGGAAACAAUUACAACUGAACAUGAAAAUGGCAGCAGAGAACAAUGUGAGUGCGGCGAACGCCAAGAAGAGACCGCGAAAGGGCUCACGUUACGAGGAAGACUAUGACACGUUUAUUGACAAUCUGAUGGCUCAACUGCGACUUCUGCAGCCAAUGCAAAUUCAAGAACCGUCCCUAACUACUAACUUUGCAGUCUGCCCACUUUUCGGGUCCGGAGACUUGACAAAAUUAAAGAACAAGGACUACGAUAUUAUGAAGGGUGACCUAGUUGGAGAAUUUGGGAACGCAAAGAUUCCAAAUGUCGCCGAUUACUACAACACGAAGCCUUUUGGUGACGAUGAGCCACUGCCCGAGAAACCGCAAACGUCUACUCAAAGAGGGUUCUACGAUCAAGAAUUCCAACCGAUAGUGUUUGAUGAAGAUCCAGAAGAUAAGAAACUGGACUUCAUUUGUAAGGAGCGAGAUACGGAUACUCCCGAUAGCAUAGUUAGCUGUUCGAGUCCAGAGUGCCUUGAUAUCGAACCAGCGAACCGCUUCCCUGGUCUAAAACUCAUCGAUGACGACGAUGAAGACGAGGACAGUGAUUCAGCAAUGUCCGGUAAAAUGUCCCCGAUCAUACCUCUCAUAGCGCCUGUUCCCAUUCGAGUCAAACCAGUCUCACUGUUCCAUUUGAAGGACGAGGAUGGCUCGACGGCGCUGAAGUGCCUCGACUCAGACUCCCCCAUGAAGACUGUCGACUCGCCAGGCAGCACAGAGAGCAACGAAAACGUAACAGUAACAUUAACACUCACUUCCGGUGCCGCUGAAGAUAUACUAGGCGUGUUGAAAGAACUUGCGGGCAUUUUACACAUACCACCGCCAACUUCCUACCAAAUCGUAGAAAGAACAGCUACGCCACCGUCCCACAAGUUGGGGCUGUACAGAUCAAAAGGUAAAGAUGGAAAGGAGGGCACGCCUAUUGACAUCCAAAGCAUACUCAAUGGAGCUGCUAAGUUCUGCCGUCAUUGCGAUGUAGUCAUUUUAGAUUCGGUCGUCAGAGCGAAAGCGUCCGAAUUCCCAUUGCUAUCGGCCAACAAAGGAAAUGCCGAAGACAUACUAUGCGAUAGUGACUCCGAAUUAUAUUUCUGUAGUACGCAAUGCUACGAACGAUUCGCUUGGCGGCCCACAAACAUCAUUCUAGACGGGAAGCCAAAAGCGCCCGUAAAAGAGGAUGUCAAGUCUGACAACGAGACAAACCUAUCUAAAGACCGUGACGACUUCGACACGGCGUCCACAGAGAGCAUGGAAACGGACGAUUUAGACAUCAAACCGGACAUCAAGGACGAGAAAAUGGACCUAUCCUUCAUGGACUCACUCGACAACGACGAGCUGAUGAAAGAAGUCGGGGAGGACGUCGGAUUAGGCGCCUUAGAUGAAGAUCUCAAGAACGAAUCAGACGAAAAGAGCAACCAGAGCGUAGAGAAAGAAAAAUACAGAGGUAUUCGUUACAAAGCGUGGUCGCCGGGCUGCAUCGGGCCACCGGUCAAGUACAAGCGGCCCACCGACCGAGAACUCACCGAACUCGUAUUCAGAACUGGGGUUGCUAUAAUGCCGGUGACCACGGAAGAUUCUAGACGUUGCGAGCUAUGCGGGAUCCAAGGCGACGGAGUGGCGGAUGGUGUUUCAAGGCUACUAAAUUGUGACGUGGACCGCUGGGUGCACCUCAACUGUGCGCUGUGGUCUGAAGGAGUGUACGAGACGGUGAGCGGAGCGCUGAUGAACGUGGAGACGGCGCUGGCGGCCGGCUCUAAUGCCACGUGCGCUGUGUGCCGCCGCCUCGGCGCUACUGUGCGCUGCUUCAAGGUGCGGUGCGGCAGUGUUUACCACCUCGGCUGCGCCGUCAAAGACAACUGCGUCUUCUACAAGAACAAGACUGCUUUCUGCGCUUCACACGCACCCAAGAGCGAAAAAGAUAACGAGCUGACAACCCUAAGCGUUCAACGUCGGGUAUACGUGUCGCGCGACGAGCAGCGACAAGUCGCGUCCGUCAUGCUGCACUCCGACACCAACCACCUUAUCCGAGUGGGAGGCCUUAUCUUCCUGAGCCCCGGCCAUCUGCUGCCGCACCAGCUGGCCGCCUUCCACACGCCCAACUACAUCUACCCUAUCGGAUACAAGAUCGUGAGAUUCUACUGGUCGAUGACGCGCGCCAACGCGCGCUGCCGCUACGUAUGCUGGAUCUCGGAAGACCAGGGCCGGCCGCGCUUCCACGUGCGCCUGCAGUCCGAGCCCGAGCAGGACAUGAGCGCGCCCACGCCGCGCGCCGCCUGGGCCAAGGUGUUAGACGCAGUGGCAGCGUUACGUGAAGCCCGCGGGGAGCCCGGCGUGCUGAAGCUGUGGCCCAACUAUGUGACCGGCGAGGACCUGUUUGGGCUUACUGAGCCUGCCGUCGUGCGCGUGCUCGAGAGCCUUCCCGGCAUAGAGACGCUGACCGACUACCGCUUCAAGUUCGGGCGGUCGGCGCUGCUGGAGGGCGGGCUGGCCGUGAACCCGUCGGGCUGCGCGCGCGCCGAGGCCCGCUGCCGCGCCUCGUGGCGCCGCGUGCCCGCCGCGCGCGCCGCGCCCGCGCCCGCGCCCGCCGCCGCCGCCGACCACCCCGCCUGCCCCUACAGCAAGCAGUUCGUGCACACCAAGAGCAGCCAGUACAAGAAGAUGAAGUCCGAGUGGCGCAACAACGUCUACCUCGCCAGGUCGAAGAUUCAGGGGCUGGGCCUGUAUGCGGCUAGAGACAUUGAGAAGCACACGAUGGUUAUCGAAUACAUCGGCGAGAUCAUCCGCUCCGAGCUCUCCGAAAUCCGCGAGAAACAAUAUGAAGCGAAGAACCGCGGCAUCUACAUGUUCCGGCUGGACGAGCGGCGCGUGGUGGACGCCACGCUGUCGGGCGGGCUGGCGCGCUACAUCAACCACUCGUGCCAGCCCAACUGCGUGGCCGAGGCCGUCGAGGUGGACCGUCACCUGCGCAUCAUCAUCUUCGCCAAGCGCCGUAUCGCGCGCGGGGAGGAGCUGGCGUAUGACUACAAGUUCGACAUCGAGGACGACGCACACAAGAUCAUGUGCAUGUGCGGCGCGCCCAACUGCCGCAAGUGGAUGAACUGAACGCCACCAGGACAGGACGACUCGCAGUAAAUAGCUAGUGAGCGAACCUUAUCGUAUUGGUUUCGUUUUAGUGUAAAAAGGCUAUGAAACCUAGUUUUUACCAAAGUGAUUUUAGUACCCCUAGUGUUAAGUGUAAAAAGUCUUAGGUAACCGAUUUCACUUUCUCGAGCUGGCAAGUGUGAUUUAACCGUAAGAAUAAUGAUUUACAGAUAAUCUAUAGUUUAUUAUAAUUUUAUAUGUAGACGUCGCGACGUUUGAACACUUUUUGUACAUAAUAUUAAAUCGGUAUAUGAAACGUUGUUAUUGAAUUUUGAUGUUUUAAAUGUGACAUUUCGUAGCGGACUGAUUGGAGUAUUUUUAAUUUAAUAUUUUGAUGUGUUCUAUGAACUUUCGGUGUGGCCGCUGUUUUCUAUUGACAUUUUAUUGAUUUUAAUUUUAAUAUAUUUUUUCUUGGAUGACUUUCUAAAUUGUUGUUGAAUCUUAUACAAAUAAAAUAAUGAAUCGAUAUGGAUUAGUAGAAUAGUUUUGAUAAUCUCACGCGAUGAACUACUUUAGGUAACCAAAUAGAAGAAUAUGCAUUUAGUACACUAGGCACGAGUAUAUUUUAUGAUGUAUUGUAUCAUUACAUAAUUAUGCCUUGUGGUGCCUGUUUUGUACGUCGUAGGAUGUUAACGUUACGGUAGGUUACACGACACCACAGCACGCCUUGGUCCGCCCGACCCACCCUACAUAUACUAACUAGUGUAUACGUAUUUAUGUAGCGUAGCGCUCGCGCGACUAUUCCGACACGUAGUGUACGAAUGUAGUGAAGCUAGUGAACUAUUACGAUACCGGUCAACGUAGUCACUUAAAAAUACAUUCGAUUUAUUUAAUCGUCUUUUAUAACUAUGAAAUAAAACUAUGUAAUAUAAGUCUCAAAUGAUAUUUUUUAUCAGACAUCAGACAGCUCUUUGAUAAGACAUAGAUAAUGAAUUCUCCGCGAGCUGUAGGUAGUGUAAUUUAUAUGAAUAGGUUAUUUUUCCAAAUGUGAUAUUACCUCACCCGGCGUCACAUGUUCAUUUUGUAGUGGCGACUUAGUUCUAGUGUUAGCUAGGUAUCGCGUAGGAACUGUAAAGUUGUCCGAGCUGAACUGCGACGCGACGCGUUACGGAAAUAUCAAAGCCGGCUGUGACUGUCACUUGUCCUAAGUUAAAUCAGUUUGCGUAUGUACAGAGGUCGCAUCGCGUUGCGUCGUUCACCUGGGACAGCGGUAAUUCUCCUCGGUAAACAAAGUGAUAUAUAUUAUGGGCAGUAGCGCGACGCCCGGCCCGGGCUGAACGCUGUGUCAAUAAUAUCUUAGUUCGAGUUUAUAGAAAUUUAUUUAAACACGAAGUUGCCAUCUACCAAUGUUAUGAAAUCAUGCAAUCUAAUUAUAAGUGUUAAAUGUGCAAUAUCGUAUCUUGAAUACAGAUUUGUAAAUAAUCCGCUGGUAGUAUGUUUAUUACUUAUAUUGUAAUCGCGAAAUAGUUUUUUAAAAGUUGUACUACAAUAAUCGUUUCAAUAAUUAUGUUCUGAUUGCUUUUCUAUUGACUUAUUUAUUUAAAGCAUUCCCAUAAUAUUGCACUGAUUUAAAAGUCGAUCCAAUCUAUUGUUUCAGAGUUAUGUAUGACAAUGUUUGUAAAUUGAAUACUGUAGAAAUAUUUCUAUGCAAUACUAUUUUUAUUGCAUUAUUUUCCUAUCAUUAAACCUUAAUUAGUAAA